CCUUUUUAAUUCCCAUUGUUUUUACAGACACAUUUGAUUUGUGAAGGCGAGCGGAUCUCUGUUCUUGUUUCUGUUGGAACUACAAACAAAAGUUAAAUCGUUUUUAAGUACCUAGUUGAUUAAUACUUUAGUUGAAUUAAACGCGGUAGAAGUGAAUGCGAGCAGUUCGAAGUGAAAUAUAUCUUUGUUAUGUAUGAAUGUGUCCGUAUAUGUUGGUAAAGGUUGUGUUAUAUACCUGGGUAAAGUCAAUAAACUCUAUCGAGGAGUGCCAUGAAAUGGUAUUUGAGAAAGUGAAAACAGACAUUACUUAAUUCAUCUCAGUUUUAUUCAACAGCAGUUACUCUCAAUAUAGGACUGAGCCAAGAUUACCAGAAAUACCUAACAGAAUGUUGAAAUCAGUGGAAAAAGUUGGUCUGUAGAAGCAUCUUGCCUUAUGUACCCGGAGCAACAUACUAAUGCUAAACCACCAUCACCGUCAUCGUUGUCGCAAUUCGCCCCCCACCCGCCUCGUUACCGUAGGAUGCCCACAACACCAACAACUGUGCAUUCCGACCAGGGGGUGAGCUGAUCUCGAAGAAAAUGGCCACCGACAUGCGGUCUCCGAACGUCUCCGUCACCCCCAUAAACGUGGAGCCCUAUCCUCCUCCCGGAGAGCCUCCGCAGAGGACCAGAAGCGCCCCUCAUCCAGCAGCUCUCAUUUCAAAUGGCACUGUGGACGUUCUGGACAGCUCGGACGCGGAGGUAGCGAGAAUAGACUUCCAGUCUGUAAACAUGCGGUCCAAGAUAAAGAGGGAAGACAUUCCAAGGCCGAUGAGUUGGGAGGGGGAACUGUCAGACGGAGAAAGAGAAGGGAUGUGCAUCGACGAAGAAAAUUCGGCGCCGGUACCUGAAAAUCUGUCACUUCCCCCUUCGAAGCCUCCUUACAUUAACGACUCGAAAGAAAGUCCUGUUCUUAGACUGAAGCAGCCACCUAUGGGAAACUAUUCGUUACAUAGUACGCCUAGCAACUCACCUUUACUUAGCCAACGACACCCUAUAACAGGGGUGCCGAUAAUCAGCCAUAAAGAUCUCAUGAUGCACAAAGGUCUCAACGUUCCCCCGACGCCUUCGCCCGACUCAGCCGUCCACUCUGCCUACAGUGUCUUCAGCUCGCCCACUCAGUCGCCUCUCACGCAGCGCCACGUGACCUUCACGCCCAAUCUCAGCAGGAACAACAGCGACGCCUCGCACUCCAGUUGCUGCAGUUACAGCAGCGUAUCCGUUUCUGUCUCGCCUACACAACAGUUCUCGCCCACGCACAGCCCCAUACAGGGUCGACAUAUGCCGAACUUUCACAGCAGCCCACUACACCAACACAGUUACAUAUACAGAAGUUUGCAGGACGAAAAUUUACAGUAUUCUACAGAACAAGACACCUUGGAUGAGACUGAAGAUAAAUCUGGUAUAAUACAUGCAUCUCUUCCAGCCCAGCCAGGAAUAUCUAGGCAACAGCUUAUCAACAGCCCUUGUCCAAUCUGCGGCGACAAAAUCUCAGGUUUCCACUACGGCAUCUUCAGUUGCGAAUCUUGCAAAGGUUUCUUCAAGAGGACUGUCCAAAACAGGAAAAACUACGUGUGUCUAAGAGGCGCUCAAUGUCCCGUAACUGUAGCAACGAGGAAAAAAUGUCCCGCUUGUCGAUUCGAGAAGUGUCUGCAGUGCGGGAUGAAACUAGAAGCCAUAAGAGAGGAUAGAACGAGAGGCGGUAGAUCGACGUAUCAGUGCAGUUAUUCACUGCCCCCUUCACUUGCCAACCAUUCCGACUUAAGAGCCAGUUCGACGGAUUUGCGACAGAUGGGCGAAGGUCAUCAGAGUCUGACGGUCAAGCUGGAACCGCCCGAUCCUCAGGUGGCUUCUGCAAAGAGGAGUAUGUUUCCUGGAUCUAAAGGUGUUCCUCCAUUAUUACAGGAAAUAAUGGAAGUCGAACACUUAUGGCACUACAACGAAUCCGAGCUAAACAAGCUGUACACCGAUGGCCAUCUGGGCAAAGAGGGUUCCAGCGGGGCGGUGAACAAUCUCUCCACUCACCCCCUUUUGGCCGGGACGGCACUGGCCGCUUCGGCGGACACGAGUCCUGACUUCGUGGCGAACCUCUGCAAUAUAGCCGAUCAUCGGCUCUACAAAAUCGUCAAAUGGUGCAAGAGUCUUCCGUUGUUCAAGAAUAUUUCGAUUGACGAUCAAAUAUGUCUCCUGAUCAACUCCUGGUGCGAAUUGCUCCUGUUCUCGUGUUGUUUUCGGUCGAUGACAACACCUGGAGAGAUCAGGAUAUCCCUCGGGAAGAGUAUAUCGUUGGCUCAGUCGCGGGAGAUGGGUAUGCAGGCAUGUAUAGAGCGAAUGCUCAAUUUCACUGAGCAACUGCGAAGAUUGCGAGUGGAUCAAUACGAGUAUAUCGCUAUGAAGGUGAUAGUACUACUUACUUCAGAUACUUCCGAGUUAAGAGAAGCUGAGAAAGUCAGGUUGUCCCAAGAAAAGGCUCUAAAAGCCUUACAAGAUUAUACUUUAUCUCAUUACCCGGAAAGUCCGGCUAAAUUUGGCGAACUACUUUUAAGGAUUCCCGAAUUACAAAGAACAUGUCAGGUCGGUAAAGAAUUAUUGACGAUAAAAUCAAAAGACGGAGAUGGACCCAGUUUCAACCUCCUGAUGGAGCUCCUUAGGGGGGACCACUGAAAAUGUGCCUUAUAAGCUUGGGUGGCGGGCUCUCGUAUACUACAGACAGUAUUUUCUGCUUAAUCACUACUUAGCUUUAAGUGAAACUCUACGUACUUAGAAAACCGUGCUGGACACUUUAAAAAAAUUGUCGGUAGGUUGGAUUUUUUCAAACGACCCCCCCCCCCCCUUACAGAGCAUUGUAUCAAAAUAGAAGUCAAUAAGCGAAUAUAAAAACUUUCUUUUUUUUCUCUAACGAAAAAAACGUUAAAAGUUUUUGUAUUUUAAUCAAAAUAAUUGUUUGUAUUAGAUAUCACAGAAAAUUUAUUGUAAUUUUAGAUUUUUAAGACUGUUCCUUUAAAAAGAUUCGUCUGGGUUGUUGAUUGUUCUAUUUUAUUAAUUCUUCCAAGUUUUUUAAAUAAAUAAACGAAUAAAAUGAAAAUAAAUAUGUAAUUAUGUUUCGCAACAAAAAUUUUAAAAAAAUUUUAAGCAGCUUGUACCGAGUAUUAAGUACAUUAUCUUUUUCAUUUUAAUAAUUUAAGUUGUUUAAUUAUUUUUAAAAAUUAUCUCUUCCAAAUAAUAUAUAAUUUUAUUUAUUUUAUCAAUCAAUAGCUCAAUCUUUUGCGUUAUUUUGCCCGUUAUGAUUGCACUAUAUAUCGUUUUUGGAUAAUUAUAUCUUUACAAAUUCUAUAUUUUAUUCAUUAAUUUUUUAUUCAAGAACUAAUAAUUUUCGUAUAAAAAAUUAUUUAUUUUAAAAAAAUCUACAAAAGGUUCUUCGCAAAAGAAAACUGGACAUUUUAGAAUUCAUACUGUACUGUACUCCAAGAUGGCGGUUACAGCUGUCAAUUAUUCUAUCAUAUGUUAAUUUUGAUGCAAAAUGUCAUUUGUCAAGAUUUUCAACUGUCAUCUAACCUAAACGCGUCACUUAUACGCUGUGAGCUCGUACGUAGAGGGGAUAUUUAGAAAUUCGCGAGCGCCAGUAGUGGCAAGUCUGUAAACGUUUACCGGAAAUUUGACAUAAAUGUCAAAGUGAUUAAUUUAAAAUUAAAAUUAAAAACAUUAAUUAUAAUAAAUAUUAGUUGGUCAAAGCUGUGGUUUAUAUUUUUACCUUAAAUAUACUUACGUUUUAAAUGCUGAAUUUAAGUUUUUUUAAUGUUCCGUAAUAUGUACUUAUAAAUUAAUCUGCGCCAUCUACACGAUAAUUGUGAAAGUAUCCGAAAUAAGAAAUUCAUAUUUUAUCAAUAGAACGUCAAAAUGAUUAGCAAAAUCUUAAAAAAAUCGAUUACAAUUUAAUUACUAUUUUGCGUUGUAAAUAUUAAGCGAUAACAAUUAAAUAAUAAAUUUAAAAAUUACCAGUGAAAGUUGAAUUAGUAAUCCGCCAGGAGCGACACCAGCGAAGCUCAGAGCGUAUAGAAAACUGCAGUUUUCAAAUGAACUAUUUUUAGAUUUACAUUCAAUUUUUAGAAAUUUUCUUCAAAUAUUUGCAUUUUUCUUUUGUAAAGUCUCAUUUUUGAUAAUAAAUCUAAGAUCUCCAGAGAAGGGUCUUUACAAAUGAAAAUUGAAUGUUUUGGAACUCAUUAUAAAAGGAUAAAGGUCUUCAAUAUGGCGGCUGUAGCUGUCAAUUCAAGUCAAUUGUUUUACCAAAUGCUAUUGUUUAACUGUCAGAUAACGUUAGGACGCCAUAUUUAAAAAAUUGUGGUAUUCUUACAAAGGCUUCUUGAAUUUACAUCAAAUUGACAAAAAAUACGUUCAAAAAUUUGCAUUUUUCUUUUGUAAAGUAUAUUAUUUGUAGACGCCCUGUAUAUUUUAUGAAAAGUAUUACGUAAUUUCAUAUCAAGGGUCGUUUGAAAAAAUCCACAAAAACUUUUUUACAACCGAAAUGUAUAUAUAUUUUAAGUUAAGUUUAUAUUUUGAUAUUUUUUAUUAUAUACAAUGAGGCUAUUUAACUCGCUAUCGUUGACGUUUUUUUAUAUAUUUAUGUACAGGGUGGUUUGCGAUGUUCCUCUAACAAAUACAUUUUGUAACGCGCCCUGUAUGGAUUAGUAUUAGUUCAUAUAGAGAGUUCAAUGCUCAGUGACGUUCGUAUCUGAUACGAAUUUGGGCGUUUUAUUGAAAGGUAAGAAAAAUUCUCAAGCAGCUACUUACAGAUAAACUAAAAGUUUUCUCUAAAAAUUGCAAUAUUAUCGUACUAUUUUAAAUAAUUAUUAAGUAAUAAAGAUAGAAAAAACUGGCGUUCAGAUAAAGACAAUAAAUAUACUACUAAAAAGAAUGCAAUGGAGUUUCAAACAAAUUAUUUCAAUGUUUUUGAUUCCAUUCCGUGAACGAAACGGUCAGUCUAUGCCUAACUAGUAAACCAGCGUUUUGAAAAAUUAUUCUUUAUUUAUCAAAAUAAUCUCCGAUACAAUCUUCCAACGAUUCUUUAAUUUUUCGAUGCCUCCAUUGUAAAACGGAUUAUCUUUGUUUCUCAAUGUUUCAAGUAGUCAACGAAAAUGAUUCCUUGCGGGUCUCAAAAUAGAGAGAUCAUAAACUUUUUGGCGGUUUGUUGCAUCUUUAUACGGCUUUCUCCGGGUACUAUCCAUUCAGAUGAUUCCGGAGUAAAGUGAUGGAUCCAUGUUUCCUCCAUUGUGGCAUACCGACUCAAAAAUUGCAAUCAUUGCAUUGCAUCAAUUCGUUGUUGUUUUGCUCUGGUGUAAGAAAAUGCGGCACCCAUUUAGAAAACAGCUUUCUCAUACCCAAGUGUCCAUGUGUCUGCCGUCCUCAAUUAAAACGCGGUAUCUGCAGAAAAAUUGAAAACAGAGUUUUUGCUAUAUGUGGUUUUCUUGUGACCUUAUUUUUGCUUCUGCAAUGUCUGAAAGUCGCGUAUCGUUUUAUUUACUACCAAAAUAAACAAAUUGGAAUAUGCCGUAUGUGCUAAAUUUCAAUAGCUGCUUAAUUAAAAUGCGGUAUCUACAGAGUACUCAACUAAAAAGCGGUGUGUGCUAGCGAGUAUCAUGUACUUGCCGCGUUUUAAUUGAGCACACCGCAUUUACCGCGUUUUUAUCGAGACUCGUGUUGCGACCUCGUAUUUUGAACAUUUAUGACAUGUAGGUAUUUUUCGUAUAUAAUAAACAAUUAUUAUAAGCUAUUUAUUUUUCUUUGUUGGUAACUAUUCUUCCUUGUAAAAAAUACUAUUCGUAAAUAAAAUGCAGAUACGGCGCUAUUUCUGAUCCAGUAAUAUGUCCGCUGCUCAAUUAAAAUGCGGUAUGUGACUUUUUAUUUACAGCUUUGAUAAAAAACAUGAUGUUUUUUUAAAUAAUGUUCAACUAUCAUUAGAACAUGUUUUGCGUUAAAAAGUUGUCAAAACAUAUAGAGUCCUGAGAAAAAACUUUGAGAGCCAAUUUCUCGGUUGUAAGUUGGCUGCACAUACCGCGUUUUAUUUGAGGACAGCAGAAUAGUCAAAAGGCCUUUGAUGACUUUAGAGUGUCAGCUAUCUCUUGCAACUCCAGUUUGCGAUUUUCCAUAAUUUUCAGCGUUUUUUUUUUUCGAUUAAGCGAUCAGCAUCAUUGGUGUGGGUCCGACCGCGUUUGAAUUCAGCAAACCAUCGUAUGAUGGUUGUAAUAGACGGAACAAUCUCGGUAAUAUUUUUUGAGCCUUUGGUCGGUUUGGACAGUAUGUUUUCCCAUCAAACAGCAGUGAUAAAUCAAGACACGAAAUUGCUUUGAAUCCAUUGUUUGAGUCAUUUCAAGCAACUCUAUGAUAAUAUGCUUUUGAAGGUUAAGACUACCGAAAUGUCAUGUGGAAAAUUCAUUAGAGUCGCCAUCUCAUGGUUAGGCCCGGGACUCAUUAGCCGACGUAUUAUAAGACUUUUUGGUCCUUUAAUACAUAUAAUGUAUACGUCAUAUAAAUAUAAAUGACAUCUUCAAGAUGUAUCUGUGGUACUGGUUGCCUAGGCUUGCUUCCAGGAAACGCCAUCUAGCUGAAACAAAAUAACAAAUCUAUCUUUUAUAAAGCUAUUUGAGAAUUUUUCGCAAAACCUUGCUCCAUUCCAGUGUUUCGAAUAAACAUAUUUUUUGAGAAUAUACAUACUUAACAUUUCGACUUAAAUUGACCAGUUAGUAUGAGAGAUGUUGAAAAAAUAAAGAUCUGUUUUACCAAACGUCCAUUUAUUUCUCCGAUAACCAUUUUUGACGUUAUACAACUAACAAAGCAAGAUAAUUGGUGAGAAGUGUUUUUUUAAGGAAAUAACAUACACAUAGAGCCGAUGAAAAUACGAAUAGACAACAAAAUGUGGACUAUUCAUAAAUUUCUACAAAAAAUCGCUUUAAAAAUAUGAAUCUUCAUUAUUUUUAGUCUGCCAUGACAUUUACUAUGUAGCAUGCGCCCAAAACGCUUGAAAUGUUGGAACAAAACCUCACCAAGUCAACUAUUCUAGCUCGCACGUCAUAUAUUAACCUUUUUGUCACCAAUCAAUUUUGAGUAUAUAUGUCUCACGUCUCCUUAGAGUUUACUGCAAUGCAAACUUAACCUAACUUAACCAAAUAUCACCAAAACUUUCUCAGAUCGCCGAAUGGUAUAAGCUUGCUUCUGAUAAAUAUUGUUUUCUCUAAAAUAAUUAAUUAUAUUUUUCGUGGAAGCUGUUGUCAGUACCUUGUCAUAUAUUCCUUACCGAAAACUAAACAAAUUUUUCCAUAAAUUCAAAAACGCCAUUUUAUAAAAAUCAUUUAAACCUUCAAAACUAAAUAUUACAACGACCUAUCCACAUUAAGAGUACAUCGUAUAUAUCGAUACUUGCAGACCGAUUUGUUUCAGUUUGUUCAGAGAUGACUAUAAUAUGACUAUAUUAUAUGCACUCUCUGAUGAGAAACUAACAAGGUUCGAAACCGGUUAGAGUGUCUGAGCGAACCGAAAUAUAAGACGGCUCUUGUAUCGUUUUAUAUCGAAAUUAUUAUUUCUAUUAAAAACACAGUUUUCGGUUGAAAUUCGUUAUUCGCGUAUUUUUUUUUAAAUAUUCCCUCCCCACUUAAAGUUUUACACAUGUUUCACAUACUUUUAAUAAAAUAAUAUCGAAAAUAUUGGAAUUAUUUAUAUUUAAGGUACUAGUACACUUUGGAAGACCAAAAAUAAGCAUUUUUUUCAAGAAUUUUUUUCUCAGCACCUUUAUUAAAAAUGAACAUAAAACUUUUUACAUAUUAAUAUCUAACUCUUAGAGAGCACAAUAGCUAUUUGUAUAACAAGGGAGGAAAGUGCUACUUUUCCUCCCGACAAUGAAGUUUACUGCCCGACGCGUAGCGGAGGGCAGUAAUCAUUCAAGGGAGGAAAAGGCACUUUACUCCCAUGUUAUACAUAUGGUUUUUCCACCUUCCUCAAAAAUAACAAGUAAUUUUUUCAUUUUUACUUAAUUUAUUUAUGUAACUAACCAACAAAAUUUAUUAGAACGAAAACUAACAAGUAGGUACAAUAUAACUGUCAACUGUCAAAUUAUUAAUGUAAACAUUGUUAAAUCAGAAUAACAAUUUACUGUUUUUUACCAUUCUGCAAAAUACGGAGUGUUUUUAAAUAAACGUUAAAAUGUAUAGAUACUUACGUAAUAGAAAAUAGAUAUUGUACAGGGCGUCAAUAAGUUAUAUUUCAUGAAUGAAAUACCAUGACGUCUGUUACUUUUCCUCCCUAGGGAGGAAAAGUAUAACUUUGCUCUCUACAAUUAGGUCUGGAAAAGUAUACUUUCGGUAGAGGUAGGUGGAAAAAAAUAUAUCUUUUUUCAUUUAUGCACAUACACUAAUAUUGUAGAGGGCGCAAAAGUCAAGGCCUCGAAAAAUCAUCGCGGACAGUUAAUCUCAGGAUUGGGAUCUCUGAAACAAAAAAAUCGUACUGCAUUUGAAAAAGGAAGGUUUCUUACGUGACAAUUUACCACAAUUUGAUCAAAAAAUAAAUAUUUUUUACCCAUGAAAAACUGAAGAAAAACAGGCGAUUUUUUCACAAAAAUUUUUCAAAUUUCCGUAAGAUCUUUUCUUUGAGAAAUUUUUUGCUAAUGGUGGUAAAUUGUCACGUAAGAAACCUUCCUUUUUUAAAUGCCGUGCGAUUUUUUUAUUUCAGAGAUUAACUGUCCGCUAUCGGAACUACUUUUUUUCGAGGCCUCGACUUUGGCGCCCUCUACAAUAUUAGUGCACGUGCAUAAAUGAAAAGAUAUAUAUUUUUUGUAUUCUCUAAGAGUUAGAUAUUAAUGUGUAAAAAGUUUUAUGCUCAUUUUUAAGAAAGGUUCCGAGGAAAAAAAUCUUGAAAAAAUGCUUAUUUUUGGUCUUCUAAAGUGUACUAGUACUUUAAUGUUUACUUGCAUCGUGACUGCGUGUGAGCAUACUUCGAUAUAAUGUUUCAGUCACUUUAGCUCUGAUUUUUCUAGUUUAACAAUCAGUUUUAUUGGCUUCCUUGAAAUCCAGAUUUGAGCCCAAGGGAUUGUUAUGUUUGGGUCCACACAAAAUCCGUUUUUUCUAAAGAUAUUUGAGGAAACUUUAACGAGACGAAUCUAGGAAGCCGUUCUUCAUUUCCUAUAAGAAAAACUUAAGGAAAUCUUAAUUUAUGAUUUUUAUGACAGCAUUUUCGUUAAAAUUUGUAGAAAAAAUUAGUGUUUUCCAUUAUUCCACACUUCCUUAGGCUUUUCCUUCUGUUAACACUAUAAAUACAAAUUUAUUUUAUUUUCUAUUGUAAAUAGGAACAUUUCUUACUCUACUGGCCAGUUUAAGUCAACAAAUAUAUAGAUUUUUUCCUGUUAUAUCCAUCUUACAGUUCAAGUAUUCAAAUUUAUGUUGUCUACUAUAAAGCGUUUCCAAAUCGUCGCACAAAUAGCAAAUUUUAUUUAAAAAAAAACUAGUUAUAUCGUACUUACAUCGUUGUCAAAUCGUCAGGAAAGUAGCUAAAUUUCUGGAAUUUCUAAAAACAAAAAGUAUAAAACAGGAAAAAUAUGUUUUUAUUUACAAAAAAAGAAAAACUAUAUUUAAAUUGAAAUACCUUUUGUUGAAAUGAUGUAAGAUGAAUUUAAUAGGAAAAACAUUGAAUUUGCGUAUUAGUGUAUUAUUAGUAGUUAAAAACUACGAUUUUGUCAAUUUUGAUCAAUUUUUCUUGAGACUAUUGUUAUAAAUAGUUUGAUUAUUUUUUAUUUAUUGUUUAAGUCGACCAGGAAUUUAAUUUUUGUGCCAACGAUAUGUUUGAUGGGAUUGUGUGAAUGAUUUCUUUUUGUUGCCAUAUUGAUUGGUUGAUUUUAUGAAAUUUAUCAGUGAAAAAUCGAUAGAUACAAAUAAUUUAAACAGACAAUACUCAAGUCAUCAGAGACGAAAAUGCCACUGAUCUUCUAAAAAAUUUUGUUUUUUUCAGGACUAUACUUGAAUCUUUCCACUGAACUUUAUGUUCAUUGUCCCAGGCGUGUUGACAUAUUUGACAUCUAUCAAAUUCUCUAUUUUUAAUGUAAGACUGAUGUUCACUUAUUAUAACGUUUAAUGGUCUUGAUGUUUCACCCAAAAUAAAACUGUUCGCAUUCACAAGGUAUUUUAUCACCACAAUUCUUUGUUCUUUCUUGUUCAUUGUUAGGUUUAAUUUUAGAUAAAAUAAAUAUCAAUGUGUUUGUUGUUUUGAAUGUUGUUGAAAUGUUGAAUUUAUUUCCUAUUGUUUUAAGUUUCUCGGAUAGUCCUUUUAUAUAUGGUAUUGAUAUUUUCCUCGUAUUAUUUCUUGUGAAUGUUGUAGGAUCCCGUUCUAAGUUGUUCUGUUCCAUUCGAUCCAAUCUUGACAAUUCCUUAUUUAUAAAGACAAACAGAACAACUUAUUUAUAAACAUAACAACUUAGAACGGGAUCCUAUAACAUCCACAAUAAAUAAUACGAGGUAAAUAUCAAUUCCAUAUAUGUAAUAUAAAAUGACUAUCUGAGAAACUUAAAACAAUAGGAAAUAAAUUCAACAUUUCAACAACAUUCAAAACAACAAACACAUUGACAUUUAUUUUAUUUAAAACUAAACCUAACAAUGAACAAGAAAGAACAAAGAAUUGCAUUUAUAAAAUACCUUAUGAAUGCGAACAAUUUUAUUUAGGUGAAACAUCAAGACCAUUAAACGUUAGAAUAAGUGAACAUCAGUCUUAUAUUAAAAAUAGAGAAUUUGAUAGAUCUCAAAUAUGUCAACACGCAUGGGAUAAUGAACAUAGAGUUCAGUGGAGAGAUUCAAGUAUAGUCCUGAAAGAAUCAGAUAGUAAGAAGAGAAUAAUCAAUGAAGCUUAAUUAACUUGAUUAACUCUUUGCCGUUUAAUCAAAGAAGCAAAGAAUUACUUUAAAAAAGCAUACGAACAAACCGAAUUUUACUGAAGAUGUCGAUUUUGCGACCCCAAAAAAGAUGCACAGAAGAUUGGCACUCCUACCUUGGGCUUCCACCUAAAGUCCCCCUCUUAGGGGAACGUUGAUUUAUCAAGAAUCUUUACGCUGUAGAAAAAAAUGUUUCAAGCAAGAAAUGUAGCUGAGAUCAUUUUAAACAAAAAUGUUUAUUAGCAUUUUUUUGGGUAGAAUGAAUCUUUCUCUCAGAAACAACGCUUGAAGGGACCGGUGCUUUUGAAUGUUAGUUACACCCGCGAAAUAAUUUAUUUAAAUAAAGGACACCGCACACAUUUUAUGGAAAAUAUAAUGUCACUCAAAUAAAAUUCGUCUCGAAAAUAUAAUCAUUUCAUAUUAUUGCUCCAACUCUGAACUUUUAUUAAUAACGGCGCACAUACGUCGAUUUAAUGGAUUUACGCGGCCAAAAUUAUUUUACAGCGUAUUUCUACUAAAACUGGUACAAAUCAAAGAAAAAUAUUGUUUUUUAAAAAUUGACGCAUUUUUCACAGAAAAAAUCAAAAUUUUAAAAUUAAUACAAAAUAUGCAGGUUUUUACUUAUACCUCAGUCGGUAUCUGACAUAUCGGACUCAGUAUUUGGGGUCACCCGGUAGGUAACGGCAUUUUAAUCGUUUCAGAACAAAAUGACUGUGGUUUGAUCCUUUUCUGUACACGUUUCUUGCUUCUAAAAAUUGUUAAUAGCUGGUCAGAAGUUAAAAGAAGUUUAAUUUCCUGUACGCAACUAUGUAUUUCCUUGCACUAGCUGGGAUCUCUUUUGGUAUUUUUGAAGCAUUCCUUUUUUCACGAGCCUGUAAUGUAUGUGUUGCAUGAACGAUAGCUUCACCAUCAAGCAAAGAACGCAUUUCUUCUGUUUUUCUUCUUUUCAUCCUUUCAAUGGAGUCCUCAAAUAAUGUAGGAAGCCGACCUGGUUCCAUUUUUUUUUCUACAAGUUUUAAAUAUUCCAUUUAACCAUUCUUUAUUUGCUUGUAGAAAUACCGCAUUUUUUCGUGAGUCUUUAACCAUUUCUCUAUCAUCGCCGUUUUAAAAUCUUGAAAUUUUUUUAAAUUCAUUAAAUUAUCAGAUAUAACAGUUCAAUAAGUUAAUUUCCAAAUAUUUUAAUUUGUCCUCUGGAUGAGGAAAAUCUUGUAGCUCCAUUUGUUCGCAGAGAUAUUUACGGAGUAUUAUUUUUAGGCCAGAGCAGUCACCAGAUGUAGUUAAAACAAAAAUAAAAUCGCAAUUAUUAUAUUUAAGACAAAUAUCUAGGUACUUUUAUUUUUGUGACGUCAUCCUAUAUAGCAAAAUUAAAAACCCCUGUAUUUCUGGCAUCCGCAGCUAGUCUGAAGCGUUUAACAUGUCUGCUCAUAUGGGAACAAGGAAAGACUAUCUAUAGAGAUACUGGGGGGUAAGAAUGGGGCUAAAGAAGAAGAAGCAGACACAUAAAGCCUCGUUGCGGGACGGCAGCUCAUUUGUUGUGCGGGAGCUAGGUCGUAGAUUCGUUAGGGAGGGUGAAGGGGUGUUAAGAUGACUACACUACCAUAACUAAAUACAUAAGGGUACUUACUCUGACUAGAGGAUCUUUCUACUAUUUAACAAAAAGGGACGCCGUUUGAAAUAAAUCCUCUAUUUCACCUAUGGGUACUUACUGGAUACUUUCUUACUUACGGGUACCAAUCGGGGGGACAAUCAUCAUUGAUUCCUCUUUGGGGUUACAUUGGGACAACAUCUUUCCUUAUUAUUGGCUUCUAUGCCAUAUUCUUUCUUUUCUCCUGAACUAAAACUUUCAUACAGUUGCAUCAGUUUUCUGUUAAAAUUUUUCCAAAGGCUACAGAAAUGAGAUGAUAGAUACACUUUCACAAACAUUUAUUUAAAACUUUACGGUGGUUUUUUUUUUAAACAAACAAAAAAACUUUUAACAGGAAAUGAUUUUACAGGACAAAAUAUCUACAAAUCUUUUACAUUACAAAAAAAAUCUUCAAUUUAACAUAACAAAAGAAUGACAAAAGAACUUGUUGGACAGUGUAUGUCAAAACAAAAUUUUGACGCAGCUGUCAAAGGUCAAAGUCACUGUCAUUUUAAUUUACAAGUUGCAUCAUGAAAGCACAAACAACUAUUAUUUUUCAAAACUCUUUACCAACAAAAAUAUUUAUCCAUUUGGGAUCCUUGCAAAAUUCAAAAAAAUAUAUCAUACCAUAUUUAAACAAAAUCCUUUAUCACACGUCACAAACUACACGGAAAGGGGGUUCAUCUACAAACAAGCAGGGUCAUCGACCUGAGGUGGGCUUCAUGGCUUCCUUUUUAUUUCGGGGCAAUCAACUGGAUAAACAUCACGGGACUGGAACUCAAAAUGUCUACAUCAGGACAUCAAUCGGGACUCGGAAGACUUCAUUUAAACAGGAACUUGGACAAGAUACAGGGACUUCAUACCACGCCGGCGUAUAGUACUGCGUCACAACUCAAACACAGUGUAAGAGCACCCAACUUCACUACGGGGUAAAAAAAACAUCGUGCCCUCACACUAGAUCUUCCAGAACGACAUACUAUACCCUUUACCGGCGGGUAACAAAAGGCACCACGCCCUUUUGGGGUGAGUCGGCAAGCGAUCUUCACGCUUGAAGAAAUCAAACCGGACUGAUCUGCGCUUCGGUCUGAAGCCACAGAUCGGGGAAAAUACGACGGAAGUACCGAGCGAUUUUGAUCCUUAGGGAUGCUUAGUUGACAAGAACUCAACUUUCAGUUCAAGAUUUGUUCUAGAAAGUUCAUCUACGCAUUAGAACUGUACUUUUGUCAACACUUCUUACAAAUUCUGUUUUUGCGUCUCAAAUAAACAGGAAUCUUGUAACACAUUGAAAUGUUGCUGCAAUACUUCAUGGCUGUAUACAGGGUCGGCUUGGGAUCUUAUAAUGAUAUUGAACUUCACAAAAUAAAUUAAAAAAAUAGACAUUCUUUUUGGGAAUUGGGAUAUUAAAUUAAUGUUGGAGUUUUUUCAAACGCUACAAAGCCUCCGCGCAAAAGAGAAACCUGGAUAAGAUUAUCCAGUUUUCGAUAACAAACAGAAAAAAAUCCAACAUGGACAUCUUAGGUGUGACAGGACAACAAUAUCAAAAUAUUUAGAUAAUGGCUAGUGGGGAUUAAACAAAACAAAAAAAUCGUUAGGGAUUGGGCUAGCGUGCCAUCAAUCGCCAGACUCUUUAAAGUCGAGUAGAUUUAAAUGUUUCUUGACUCUACUAAGAACUGUAGGUGACAAGAGUUUCUGUGCCUUGGGAAAGAAACUAAACUUGUGCCCUGUGUGGACCUCGCUGACAUCCACAGCAGUAACACAAGUGACAUACCAGGGCAGACACAGCCUUGUCACCUCGUUGCCUAACCGCGAGCGGUUCACAAAAACUAAAAAGUUGAUGUUUGACAGAUAAACAUCUGCCCAAACUCUGCUAACACCUAGCGAGUUUCACGGGACAUUUCGGCAACGGUUCUGCAAAACGAGGAUUUAGACAAUCCAGUCUAAACACCUCAGUGAGACAAAAUCUCACCAACAACUUACUUCAACAACUCAUUCAAACAAGACAGGGCUAGACAAAGGGGUAUAUGACAACAACAAGGGCUAAAAUCAAGACAAUAUUAACAAGGGGGGAGGGGGGAUACGUGUGACAACAACAAAAGACCGAAAAGACUAGUAUACUGGGUUCAAACAGGAUAUCAAACUUUUUAAACAAGACUAAGGGAAAUGAACGCAACAUAUGAUAUAGAGAACACUACAUCAUUACGUUUUCAAUCAACAGUCCAAUCCAGGACAUAAGAACCUUUCAUGAACGUUCACUAGACAACUCUCUCAUUUUCAAAUCACAAGCUGGGGAAAGACUUCAUUUUCAAAACAGGGCUACACUUCACUUUUCGAAACAGGGGAUAGACUUCAUUUUUCAAGACAGGGGGGUUGGGCUUUACUUUUCAAAACUGGGGAUAGACUUACUUUUCAAAACUGGGGGCAUUUCAUUUCUCAAGACUGGGGGUGGACUUUAUUUUUAAAACGGGGGGCUACUUUUUCAAAACAGGGGAUGAAAGCAACACGCAAGGGGAAGACCAAAGGGACAUUGGAAAGUAUGACAGUUCUGACGAACAACCGCUUCCAUUUAUCGACCGAAAGCAAGCUUCACCUGUACUCAACGCGGCCAGAUCCUAACCUCACCAGCCUUGUCACAGCUUCUGCUCUUGGCCUACUUUCAAUCAACAAAGAGAAGAGAGGUCAACUAACUAUUCGCCAAAAAAAAUCAAACUCCAGCACGGACACGGGCUAACAGACAACACGGGCUAAUAGACAACACGGGCUAAUAGACAACACGGGCUAAUAGACAACACGGGCUAAUAGACAACACGGGACAACAGACAAUGGGCUCUAAAACUUCCAGACAAAACAGGGAUAGACAAACAAACAGACAACAACAUACUUUUUGACUUCUAGAUAUACUCAGGGGCUUACAAACACAAACAAUAUUGAAAUUUGGUUCCUAUAUGAGCUCACACGGGAUAAGACAUUUCUUGCUCCGACUACUAAUGAAAGUGUUCACAGAUAGCUGAACAACACUUCCUUCAUCACGAGUAUUACACUUGUGACAUGUCAGAUACAAAAAGACAUACUUCAUUCACGGGGGGACUUCAACUACUUCACUGGGGGGGAGACUUCAACUACUACUUCACGGGCUCUUUUUAACUAACCUCUGGCAUCCUUUUGACACCUACAAAGAUAGAUUAGUCAAAAAAAAAAAAAAAACAAGGGGCAACACAGACAAGGGGGGGGCUUUUUCAGGGGCUAACUUCUACACUUCAAGACAGUUAUUCUCAAACAGUGUCGACAGAGAACGCUAUCUUCAAAUCUAAAAGUGACAGCUUUUCUCCUGGCUGCUUGAAAAAAACACAGAAGUGGGGGGCCUCUCCACGGUUUCCCUCUUCACUUCUUCACGGGGCCACUUCUCAAGGGGAUGACUUCUCAAUGGGAUGACUUCUCCAACUAACCUGUGGCAUGACAUACACCAACAGAGAUAGGCUUCGCUGGAAAAACAAGGGACUACUCUCACACAGACUAUACGGGGCUAAGCUCAUACACGGACCAUACCAACAACAUCACACAUCUAAUCAAAUGACCAAAUCAAUAAAUCACAAAAAACGAUUAUUCUGUAAAAAAACUGUUGAUCUAUAGGAAUACAUGCAAAAAAUACAACAUACUGUUAUACUUCAUAAUUGGAUUCAAUAUUCAAAAUAUUUAACGUUACUUUUAAUCAAAAUUUUCAAAAAAAUUUUACGUUACUUUUUUAUUCAACUGUUUGUCUAUAUAUUUCAUCAAUAUUUUCAAAAAAAUUCAAAUCAAUGCUUUCAUCAUGGGUACAAUAUCAAUACAAUACAGUUAGUACGCUACAAUAACAUACAAUUCUGUUCUACGAUACUUACAAUACAAUACAAUACCAGUAUACAUAUGGGGUUACAAGUUAAAUACACUAUGAUGUAUGAAAUGGUACAUGCCUGUACAAUCAACAGCACGACCAAAUCAACAUCACAACAAAAUGUGUACAUACUUACACCUCUUUGGAAAAAUUAUUAACUUUUGCAACAAAAACUACAAAAAUGGGCUCUUUCAUGGGGACUAACAGACUGAAACAGUUUCGGGGGCACUAACAGACAUGAAACAGUUUCUGGGGGCAAGACAAGAGGAAUCUGGGCUAAACUACAUGGGAAGACUUGGGCGAUAUUUACUCGGGUCAAACUUCAGGGUGUACGUUACAAGUAUUACAAGCGUAACACUAAGUGGGGGGGUGGCUAAAGAUAUUGGGGACUAGUAGAUAGGCUAACUACUAGUUGAACAUGUCUACAAGCUAGACUUGUAACAAUGGGCAUACAAAACAUGACACGAGUCGAGCUUCCAUGUUAUCGGAAACACUUGCACCACAAACUGAGAUCGGCUACCCAAGACGGGCACUGCCUAACAGUUGUAGUACAAAUGAGACCGAAAGGAGGCUAAAGGGAUAUGGUAGUGGGCACAUGCUAAUGGGAUCAGGGGGGCUAAAAAUGGAUCGAGCCCCACGUUGGGCGCCAUUUGAAGCGUUUAACAUGUCUGCUCAUAUGGGAACAAGGAAAGACUAUCUAUAGAGAUACUGGGGGGUAAGAAUGGGGCUAAAGAAGAAGAAGCAGACACAUAAAGCCUCGUUGCGGGACGGCAGCUCAUUUGUUGUGCGGGAGCUAGGUCGUAGAUUCGUUAGGGAGGGUGAAGGGGUGUUAAGAUGACUACACUACCAUAACUAAAUACAUAAGGGUACUUACUCUGACUAGAGGAUCUUUCUACUAUUUAACAAAAAGGGACGCCGUUUGAAAUAAAUCCUCUAUUUCACCUAUGGGUACUUACUGGAUACUUUCUUACUUACGGGUACCAAUCGGGGGGACAAUCAUCAUUGAUUCCUCUUUGGGGUUACAUUGGGACAACAUCUUUCCUUAUUAUUGGCUUCUAUGCCAUAUUCUUUCUUUUCUCCUGAACUAAAACUUUCAUACAGUUGCAUCAGUUUUCUGUUAAAAUUUUUCCAAAGGCUACAGAAAUGAGAUGAUAGAUACACUUUCACAAACAUUUAUUUAAAACUUUACGGUGGUUUUUUUUUUAAACAAACAAAAAAACUUUUAACAGGAAAUGAUUUUACAGGACAAAAUAUCUACAAAUCUUUUACAUUACAAAAAAAAUCUUCAAUUUAACAUAACAAAAGAAUGACAAAAGAACUUGUUGGACAGUGUAUGUCAAAACAAAAUUUUGACGCAGCUGUCAAAGGUCAAAGUCACUGUCAUUUUAAUUUACAAGUUGCAUCAUGAAAGCACAAACAACUAUUAUUUUUCAAAACUCUUUACCAACAAAAAUAUUUAUCCAUUUGGGAUCCUUGCAAAAUUCAAAAAAAUAUAUCAUACCAUAUUUAAACAAAAUCCUUUAUCACACGUCACAAACUACACGGAAAGGGGGUUCAUCUACAAACAAGCAGGGUCAUCGACCUGAGGUGGGCUUCAUGGCUUCCUUUUUAUUUCGGGGCAAUCAACUGGAUAAACAUCACGGGACUGGAACUCAAAAUGUCUACAUCAGGACAUCAAUCGGGACUCGGAAGACUUCAUUUAAACAGGAACUUGGACAAGAUACAGGGACUUCAUACCACGCCGGCGUAUAGUACUGCGUCACAACUCAAACACAGUGUAAGAGCACCCAACUUCACUACGGGGUAAAAAAAAACAUCGUGCCCUCACACUAGAUCUUCCAGAACGACAUACUAUACCCUUUACCGGCGGGUAACAAAAGGCACCACGCCCUUUUGGGGUGAGUCGGCAAGCGAUCUUCACGCUUGAAGAAAUCAAACCGGACUGAUCUGCGCUUCGGUCUGAAGCCACAGAUCGGGGAAAAUACGACGGAAGUACCGAGCGAUUUUGAUCCUUAGGGAUGCUUAGUUGACAAGAACUCAACUUUCAGUUCAAGAUUUGUUCUAGAAAGUUCAUCUACGCAUUAGAACUGUACUUUUGUCAACACUUCUUACAAAUUCUGUUUUUGCGUCUCAAAUAAACAGGAAUCUUGUAACACAUUGAAAUGUUGCUGCAAUACUUCAUGGCUGUAUACAGGGUCGGCUUGGGAUCUUAUAAUGAUAUUGAACUUCACAAAAUAAAUUAAAAAAAUAGACAUUCUUUUUGGGAAUUGGGAUAUUAAAUUAAUGUUGGAGUUUUUUCAAACGCUACAAAUUGUAUGCUAUUAAUUAGCCAAAUAUAUGCAGUAUGCUAUAAAAUUUAUACUAUUACUCGAUCGGAGGCGAUAAUACAACUAAAUGUCUUAUAAACAUAAAAAUUAAACAAAAUUGUCACUAUAAAACAGCUUGUUUUUGACUCUCCAAAAAUAAUAUAAAAUAACAGUAAACUUUCUAAAAAUAUUUCAAGAAAUAUUCAUUCUUACCUAAAUUAAUCGAUUCCAUCACAAUCACUUCGAAAAAUAAGGUAAAUAUUGCAAAAUGUCACAAUUUAAAAAAAAACUAAGCUAAGAGAACAAAAAUUCACGAACAAAUACAUGCGCGCGCAUUCGCACGUGCACACGUGCGCGGUGAAUAGUUCUGGAGUGGGGAUAGUAAGUUUUUGUUAAGACAAACUAUCAGGUGUCUCUAGGACGUGUCUUGAAUUUUUAACGUCAUUUUUGAAAUUUGACUUUUGUGAAUUGAUGUAAAUCAAUCUGAAAUCAAAUGAGUAUGUCCGUGAGUUAAAGAGAGAAAAGAGAUUUUGUGAAUCGCCAUUUCAUAAAUCAUUCUUCAAGUAUUGAGGCAGAGGCUUCCUCUUAUACAUAAUAAAUUAGAUAUAAUUUGGUCCUAUGUUUUCUCCACCUUGCUCUAUGGUGUUGAAGCCUGGACAAUGACAGAAACCACACAAAAAAGAAUCCAAACAUUCGAACUUUGGUGCUAUAUGACAAAUGCGGAAGUCUUGCGGAGGAUGAACAAGGAAAGAGAGCUUAUACUUAUAAUAAAAGAACGUAAAACAGAAUAUUUUGGUCACACCGUAAGAAAUCAAAAGUAUGAACUGCUCCAAUUUAUAAUCGAAGGCAAAAUCAAUAGCAAAAUGGGACCAGGAAGAAGACUAAACUAUUGGCUUAAAAACCUACGACAAUGGACGAAUAUGAUCUCAAUAGAACUGUUCAGAACGGCUGCAAAUAAGAUUAAAUUGACAAAUGUAGUGGCCAACGUCCUUAAGGAUACGGCACGGGCACCGUAAGAAGAAGAUAAUUUGGUCAGUCGUACCAAAGUAUGUUUCCUCUAAUCGACUUAGCUCACGCUGGGUAAGCUGUUUUCAAUAGCCACUAGACUAAUAGUAUUAUUUUAUGAAUGACAGUUUUAUGAAAUUCAAAAGUGUGAUUUCCUAAACUUUAUUUACAAUUUGCGCCCGUUAUUAAUCAAAAUUCAUAGUUGGCGCAAUGAUACGAAAUGAUUGUAAUUUCCAGACGAAUCUAUUCAUGUAAAUUUUAUUGCAUUUGAAUGACAUUAUAUUUUCCAUAAGAUCUGUGAGGUGUGCGGUGUCCUUUAAAAUUUCAGAGUUGUUUAAGAGUAUUUGCUAUCAAAUAUAUUGUUAAAUGUUUAAAUAGUUUUAAAUUAUUUGUAUCUAACAAACAGAAACAAAUCGAAAAGAAAAUUUUGUUAAAAACUCGAACUCACUUGUACUGGCGAUAUAAAUAUCUAGAAAAAGAAUAUUAUCAUGUUUGAAGCUGUUACAUUUCUUCAUUCGUUGUCAAAACUGUCUUUAUAAUAUCCCCUCAGAAGUGUUAGUUUGAUGGUUUAAAUCAGAAGUGAAUUCUCUCAAAAAACAAGAUACUUGUUUUAAAACAUUUUAGUUGUCGGUAGUUUUAUAUAGACAAACUUGGUCCUUAAAUGCUCUAAAAUGGUUUAAUGUCUUUCUGAAAGACACUGCAAGUUAAUACAGUACAGGGCAGACCAUUGAGCCUCUCUGAUGAUCCCUAAGGAGGGUGAAACGUACGUUAGAGGAUGAUGGUCAUCUCUGAAGCAAUUGAAAUACAAGAUGUCUCUCUUUCAUUUUAUAUUAGCUUAUUCCUAUCUGUAUCUGAGCACAGAUACCCAAGAUUGGUUGGAAUUUUUACUUAGAUGAAUAGACAGGUAGUGAAAUGCAAUUUUAGAUUCCCCCUAGUCUUCUUUAAUUCAUCGUUCGUCUGCUUUGCAAGUAUCAAAAAGCACGCAUACAGGAAUUCUUUGGAAAUAAAGCUUCGAACUUUUUAAUACAGUACUUUUCAUAGAUUUUUUACUAAUCUAACAGUAUGAUUCAAAACGUCUGUAGGUCUCGGAGUGAGUAAAAUAGGAGUGCCACAAAGAAGCGUUUAGGUACCCAUCUUGUCUUUGAAAUGGAGUGAAAAACGGUAUGGUACAAUGUUUAUUAUGUUUACGGAUGACUAUAACUACAGACAAACCAUUACUACUACUACUACUACUACUACUACUACUACUAGUAGUAGUUACGAAGAAAAUUCGAUCUAUCAAUAGAUAGGAAUAUUAGACCAUGGUAUAUAUUCUAUUUAAACCAUUAAACCUAUACAUAGUAUUAAAAGUUAUUGAAAUAAUUUUUAUGUGCUCGAAAAAACUGUAAGAAAAUCAAAAUAUAAAGGACAAUCUGUUUUUACAUACUACAAAUGUGUUCUGAUGGCAUUUUAUUUGUUUUGUAGUAUAUAAAAUUAUUAUCGACAUACAAAUUUGUUACUUUUAUGUCUUGCUUUUCAGAAAAUUGAAAAUAUUUCUUAUGAACAUUAUAAAUGAUUUUGUGUUUCAGUUUUUAUUAAAUUUAAAUUAUCCUAUGGCAAAACUAACUCUUUACGAAGAAUAUUACUUCACUUUUGAGACAGAAAAUAAAAAAACUUAGUCUUUGUUAAGUAUAGAGUCGCUUAACCGUGCGAAAAUUUGACACCUUUACCCCAGUUUCAACACUAAGGGCUGUUUCACAUUAUAAGAAUUUUGAACGUGCCCGGGUUUUCUCGUGCGGUAGUUUUGACGCACUUGUCCUUUUUACACAAUAAGAAUUGAGUCGCACGAAGAUAUUUUGCUGUGUUGUUUGGUAUAUUAUUUUUAUUUACACUUUGUGGCUGAGGUCGGUACAUGAUACGAUGUCUGAUAUGUAUAAUUACAAAUGGGUAUUUUUGUCCAUACUUUUGUCCUAAUGUACUGUAAUGCGUAUUUAAUUCAUUUGUAAUUUCUAUUUUGUCAGUUAUUAUUUCUUAUGUUUUUAAUUAAAAGUCUUAAUUUGUUUUUAUAAUCGUUGUUCUACUGUUAUUUGUGGGUUCUUGGAUUAGCUCAUACAAUCCAUGUAGUAAACUAUUCUAAAUGGGAAAUAAGCCACAAUUUAACUAAAAAAAAUAUUUGAUUAAUGUUUCGACAUCCGAUUUGGGCGUCGAAACGUUAAUAAAAUCAUUUUUUAGUUAAAUUGUGGCUUAUUUCCAAUUUAGAAUAGUUUAUUACAAAAAUGCCACAAGGAAAUAGCUUCAGAACAACAUUACAAUCUAUGUUUUUCAUGUACAGAAUUUAAAAGACCCUCCGUCAUCCACUCAUUUUUAAAUGUUGUUCCCCUCGUUUUAAAUGUUGUUUUUAGAUAAUUUCACACAAGACGCGACGGCUGCCCUACUCCAGCCUUCCGAGUCAUUUACCCUAUAAAACUAAAUAUAAUUUCGUAGAAUAAAAGGUAUAUUUUAUAUGGAGCGAAAUCAAAUUAUAGCGUUGUGGUUACUUUAUUGUCGAAGAAAGAGAAAUAAGAGGAACCGAAUUCAUUGGGUCCAUCCUAAGAACGCAAAAAUAUACGAUUUAUAGAUUUUUAUAUUCACACAUAUUGAUAGAACACCCUCUAUACUCAACGUUAAUUGCAACUAUGUAAAAUAAAGUUUAUUAUAAUAUACUUAGCAGUUUUAAUUACUGUUGUUAUCAGUGACAUAUAAUUAAUUUUGCUGUGCUUACCAAAUGUGUUUUUUUCUUUAUCACCUAAUUCGUCAAAUUCACUGUUAAGUGCACGGUAUACACCAUUCUAAGCAUUUCUCCUCAAGUAUCUAGUAUUUUUACUACAAAAGCGAUAUUACGUAAGUCAAAAUUUUUGACGUAAGAGAACUGUCAAAACAUUAGAAUGUGACUUUUAAUUAUUGCCAUGUUUAUUAUAAACAUUAGAAUGUGACUUUUAAUUAUUGCCAUGUUUAUUAUAAACAUGGCAAUAAUGAAAAGUCACAUUCUAAUGUUUUGACAGUUCUCUUACGUCAAAAAUGUUGCCUACGUAAUAUCUUCGUGCGACUCAAUUCUUAUUGUACGAAAAGCACAAGUGCGUCAAAACUAUCGCACGAGAAAACCCUAGCACGUUCAAAAUUCUUAUAAUGUGAAACAGCCCUUAGCGUGUGAAACGAGGGUUAUUAGUCCCGUCUAUUGACGUCAUUAUUGAGAUGUCAGCUGUCAAGGGAAUGGGUAGCAGAUAAUACUUGACAGUUAAUAUAAAUAUGAGUUGGAAGCAGAUGGAAAAAUUCAUAUAAGCUCUGUAAUCAUUGAAGUUUGAUGAGUUGUCUCAUGUAAAUGAGUAGUUGUAAAAACAUCUGUUUUUGCAAUAGAAAGGUCUUUUCUGUUGAGUCCGUGAUUCUUUACCCGUGUGUCAUCAAGUGCUUACGAAAUAAAUGGAAAAGGACACCGCAUAAAUGAAUUCUGAUUAAUAAUGGCGUAAAUUGUGAUUGAAGUUUAUAGAAAUCACAUUUUUGAAGUCCAUAGUCUAAAAUAUAUUAUCAUUAUUUAAAAAAGGCUUAACCCAGCAUGGCAUGAGGCUGACCCUUAUUUUGGGGUGUGUCACUGGAGGUGCAUUGUCAUUUAUUAUUUAUAAGAGAAGAGAACUUAAUUCGUGUUGAAAGAUUAAUAAACACAAAUAAUAUGCUUUUUCACAAGAUCUUUUUCCUCCGUCUAUCUUAUAUAAAUUUACAUACCGAUUUUAUUUUACAUUUAUUUAUAUCAAUGUACGCCCUUAUUAAUCAACAUUCAGAGUUGGCUCACUGGUAUGAAAUGAUUGUCAUUUUGAGACGAAUAUAUUUAUGUAUUUUUUUUGUAUUUGAGUGACAUUACAUUGUCCAUAAGAUGUGCGCGGUGUUCUUUGAGAAAAUAUUUUAAAAUAGUGUUUUUCUUUUCUGAAAAUCAUCCGAAUCAAUAUGGUAACAAAUUUGUUUAAAGUACACUGGCUAAAUUUGACAAUAUAACUGCAAUUUUAAAGAUCCGUGUAUAAAUUGGUCCUCUGUACUUUAUUAAUAUAAAUAAGAUGUUCAUCUACAAAAACAAUAACUAAAGACUAAAAGAGGCCUUUUCCAAAGCUGCAUCUAAUGCGGUUCUAGCCCUAAAAUACUUUUUGUACUCACUUUUUUACUGUCGUUUAUAUAAAACACUUGUAUUGAAGAAAUAUAAUAAUAUACAUCCUA
Messenger RNA from Diabrotica virgifera virgifera (western corn rootworm), 23960 nucleotides. It is a transcript of the gene Hr39, whose product is annotated as nuclear hormone receptor FTZ-F1 beta. The transcript has 12 exons. Lineage: Eukaryota; Metazoa; Arthropoda; Insecta; Coleoptera; Chrysomelidae. Gene Ontology annotation, biological process: hormone-mediated signaling pathway; tissue development; regulation of transcription by RNA polymerase II. Gene Ontology annotation, molecular function: nuclear receptor activity; zinc ion binding; RNA polymerase II cis-regulatory region sequence-specific DNA binding. Bases 580 to 2703 code for a protein of 707 amino acids. Gene Ontology annotation, cellular component: RNA polymerase II transcription regulator complex. The record is from RefSeq and is a predicted model, not a curated record.